Molecule: messenger RNA, 1415 nt
Organism: Teleopsis dalmanni
Lineage: Eukaryota; Metazoa; Arthropoda; Insecta; Diptera; Diopsidae
Product: serine protease persephone-like
Exons: 7
Coding region: 253-1395 (380 amino acids)
Biological process (GO): proteolysis
Molecular function (GO): serine-type endopeptidase activity
Source: RefSeq, a predicted model, not a curated record
UUUCAACAUUAAGUUUUUUGUAGACUAGUGUAAUUAGUUCUUAACACAAAUACACGUAUGUGUGUGAAAGGUGCUGAAGAUUCGGAAAAACCGGUGCUAAUUUUUUCCUGAUUAAACUUUUUUUUUUUAAAUCGCUGAUAAACAAAAGCAUCUAGGCUUCGUAUCUGAGACGUCUUCUCACAAAAAUCAGUAGUUGAGCAGACGCUUUUGAGUUAACUUCGUUCGGUUCUUAAGUGCAGUUCUAUAAAAAAAAUGACAAGACCGCAAAAUUUACUAUUAAUAUUGAGCGCCGUAUGUCUACUGAAGCAUACUUGGACGGCCAGUGUCGGAGACACUUGCAAAAUAGAGUCUACACCCGGUAUUUGUAAAAGAGCAUCUGACUGUCUUCAGCUGAACGAGUAUAUUAAACGUGGAAAUAUAGAACUAGAAGGUAUUCAGUGUGACAUUGCGACAUCUGAAAAUCUUAUCUGCUGCCCAACUACAUCAUUUUCGAAAACAUGGAUUUUAAAACGACUUCAGCCUGGUCUGGUCUGGUCAGUAACAGAAAAAUCAAUUAAGGAACGACCUGCUGAGAAAGCUUGUCAUUUACUGGAGGAUAAGAUAGUUGCCAAUCCAAAUAUAAGGGUACUCGGUGGUACAUCUGUGGAACUUGGUGAGUUCCCAUAUAUGGUAGGAAUUGGCUAUAAAUCCAAUGAUGAACACAAAACCUAUGAUAUUCGUUGCGGUGGUUCUUUAAUUGAUUCAAAGUUUGUUUUAACUGCCGCACAUUGUAUAACAGUAUCUGGAAAUCCACCUCUAAUAGUUCGCUUGGGUGUCAUCAAUAAUACCGAUGUUGACGAAAUUAAAAAUGGUUUAGAAAUUCCAAUAAAAAAAAUACACGUACAUCCGGAAUAUAUAUCGACUGCUGUCUAUAAUGACAUUGGAUUGUUAGAAUUGGAAAAUAGUGUAAAAUUCACAUCUGACAUUUACCCUACAUGCUUAUACACCAAUGUUGAAAAUCCACCUGCAGAUUCCCUAUUAUAUGCCACUGGUUGGGGAGUCGUCAGUACAACCACUCAUAAGCCUUCAGACGUUUUACUAAAAGGUGUACAGGAACUUGUACCGUUAGACGUUUGUCAUAAUUCAUAUCAAGAAGCAGGCUUAACAAGACGAAAUAGAAAUGGUGUAAUACAAACUCAAAUGUGUACGAAAGCAAAAGAAUCAGAAAAAAGCCCCUGUCAGGGCGAUGCCGGUGGACCUAUAAGUUUAGUUGUGGACCCUACUUGGAGAAUAUAUCGUCAAAUUGGUGUAAUCUCAGUCGGUUAUGGUUGCGGUUCUGCAAUACCCGACAUAAGUACUCGUAUUGCUUCACAUUUAGAUUUUAUUGAGAAUAUUGUUUGGCCGCAUUUGAAAUAAAUUGAAAUUUAAUUAUUUAA